AUGAUCCAAACCAAAACCACAACCAUCACCACCCGCACCAUUGAUGCUGGUACUGAUCAUCCCACAACAGCUACAACCACAACCGGUUCCACAACUAAAACCAAGUGUACCUACGGAAAGACAGACAGCCUUCCCAAAUUCCUCAAACAUGCUUCCAUUGGAACUGUUGCUUUGGCACUCUCUCGUAUUGCCUUGUAUGCUCCUUUCAGUGUUCAAAAGACUUUGAUUGCUAUCAGUGAUACUCCAGAACGUGAGGAUGAAGAAGCCUCCAAUGCUCCAACUUGCCAGGCCCGUCUGAUGCAAUACUUUGAGAAACCACUCCUGAUUAAGCUUGCUUUGUAUCAAUUGGGUCAUAUUGCUGUUACAGCCUUAUUAAACAAGCAAAAGUGGGUACCCUUCUCCCAAUACAAGCCCUUGGAGCAUGCCGUUGUUUCAGCCUCUACAUUCCCUCUCUAUUACAUUUUGCUUGAUCAGGAGUCGAGAUUGGCCGUUCGUCGAGGACGUACUCUCAAUACCAUUCAACCUGAAAAUAAGGAUGCUGAGAAUACCUUGUAUUGGCAAGGAUUUGCACUGCAUGUGUUACAGUCCUUCUUGGUUCAUGCCAUUGGAGUCAAAGUGACUUCCAUGCUUUCCACAAACAACACUCUCAGUAAUGUGAGCGAUGAAGCAGUGGUGAAUACAGACUGCUCCGACGCAAGGGCAAGAGGUGUCUUUGUGGAAAGUGUUGGCAUCUUGGUUGGACGUUUGUUGUGUUUACCAAUUGAGAUUUGUGCUAAACAAUUCCUUUUGAGAAGUAAGCCAAAGAAGGAUUCGUAUGUUUCUGUGUUGGCCAAAUCUGCCUUGUUGACUGUGCCUCAAGUGGCAACAACAUUGGUCGAGUAUUGGGUUUACCGUACCUUGAAUCGAUUGUCGCUCUAA
This is a messenger RNA of Naegleria fowleri, 918 nucleotides long. RefSeq lists its product as uncharacterized. The record is from RefSeq and is a predicted model, not a curated record. The coding region runs from base 1 to 918 and encodes 305 amino acids. NCBI's taxonomy places the organism in Eukaryota, Heterolobosea, Eutetramitea, Acrasida, Naegleriidae. The transcript has a single exon.